This is a messenger RNA of Halteromyces radiatus, 2319 nucleotides long. RefSeq lists its product as uncharacterized. Gene Ontology annotation, cellular component: nucleus; cytosol. The transcript has 4 exons. Lineage: Eukaryota; Fungi; Mucoromycota; Mucoromycetes; Mucorales; Cunninghamellaceae. Gene Ontology annotation, biological process: protein deubiquitination. The coding region runs from base 85 to 2319 and encodes 744 amino acids. Gene Ontology annotation, molecular function: cysteine-type deubiquitinase activity; cysteine-type endopeptidase activity. The record is from RefSeq and is a predicted model, not a curated record.
AUAUAUAUAUAUAUAUAUCUAUUACUUAUCUUUUUUCUAUACCACUACUACUACUUUAUAUAGAGAUACUCUUACUGAUCUGGAAUGGAAUUGACUCUGGAGAAUCUCCAGACGUUACUGGCUGACUUAUCAUCCAUUAUUCAGGUCUUCCUCUUUCUUCUUGGCGUCUUACUUAUCGCUGUUCCUUUGGUUGUGACAUUUCCCAUUUAUCAUGGAAAAACUUUAAUCUCUUCAACGAGACAAUGGUCGAGACAACUUGGACUUCAUCAUCUUUAUAAACGUGUCUGGCAUUAUUUUCAUCUUUGGGUUCUCAUGGCCUUGGAAGAAUUGGGUCUUUUCGGUUUAUUUGAUACGAUAUCUUACUGGUUUUCCUUAUCUGACGACAACUGUGACAACAAUAGUAACCCGUCCAUAACAGCUACUUCCAUCUUUUCCGAUUCAACAACAAUAGAAACUUCUUCUCGUCAACCCUUCCACAAUACACUCAACUACCAACUCGCCAACGUAUGCAUUAGUUCUCCCAAACAACAAGAUUCCUCUUUGAUUGUAUCUGGUUUAGUGAAUACUGGAAAUACUUGCUACCUUAAUUCUGUUCUUCAGGCACUUUCUUCAUUACCUCGUCUCCAACUUUAUCUGGAUCAAAUGAAUAAAAACUAUACGAAUCAAUCCCUUCCCGUCACAAGAUCAUUAUUCAAGACGCUUCGAUUAUUAUCACGGCCUUUGGAUGAACAAUAUACCAAUAAAUUAUCUUUUCGACCUAUCGAUAUUGUAGCAGCCAUCAAUACCGUCAACCAUCGUGUCAUCAAUCGUGAACAACAAGACGCCCAUGAACUAUUUCAACUUUUAUGUGGUGCCAUGGAUAAUGAAAGAACAAAUGCUGUGAAUAAUAGCCAAGUGGGAGGAGGAUUAAAGGAUUUGCUCAUGUUAUCAUCAUCACCUGCUCGAGACGAUAUUUUCAAUACUCGUCGGACAACUGAUCUUAUUACUGAAGAAAAGUGCCAACGACAACAUGACAACCCAUUCACUGGUCUUCUUGCCAAUCGAUUAUCUUGUAUUCAAUGUGGAUAUACUGAAGCCAUUCGUCAUUUUUCUUUCAACAAUAUCCAACUUACUUUGCCACAAACAUCAUUUACAACGUUACAUGAGUGCUUGGAACAAAUGACAGAAAUGGAACAUUUGGAUGAUGCCUCAUGUCGUCGAUGUUCGAUGGUAGAUUUUGUUAGAAGAUUGAGUACAGAAUCAGAAUUACUGAAACAAAAUGCUAAACAAUGCAAGGAUCCAACUAUCAAGCGGGAAACAUUAUCUAAAAUGGUACAGAUUGAAAUUCAACGACGUGAACUGGAUCAUCGCCUCAAGUUGGGCUGUUUUGAAGAUGAUGAAUAUGUGAAGGGUAAACAACAACUUGUACCUUAUCGACUGAUCUAUGGUAAAUCAACCAAACAAGCCAUGUUUGCCAAGCCUCCCAAAGUUUUAUGUCUUCAUAUCUCUCGGUCUGCUUUCCAUCCAUCUGGUGUAAUCUACAAGAAUAAGUGUCAGCUCGAAUUCCCUGAAUAUUUAGACAUGGAUCAAUUUUGUACGAAUGGAACCCUAAACACUGUACCCAAAAUGCCGAUUUCUCGUAUGGACAACAAGAAACAACAAGUCAAAUACAAACUGAUGAGUGUCAUUGUACACUAUGGAAGUCACAACUAUGGUCACUUCAUUGCUUACAAACGUCGUGUGGUAUCGGAAGGAUGUGGAUGUCAUCAGUGUAGAUCUAAUCCUGAAGAUUGUAUUUUAUAUGGAAAAGAAACUUGGUAUCGGAUCUCGGACGAAAAUGUAGACAUAUGUACAAUAGAUGAAGUCUUGUCAGCGAAUCCUUACAUGCUUCUAUACGAAUCAAUUCAACCUCCAAUCAUCGAACCUUCAUCAUCAACAACAAGUCUAUCAUCAUUAACAUUGCAUACAUCGACGAACAGAAUAUCGACACAUCCGUCAACAUUGGUAGCAGGUAUGACAGUAAACGAAAAAACCAAUAUGACAACAAUGACAACCUUACAAAAUCGAUUUGAUGGUCGUAUUUCAACAUUUGGAUCCAUGACACCGCCUAUUUCACCGUCAUCAUCUUUAUCAUCGGCAUCAUCAUCACCUUCCAUAUCUCCCUCAACAUCCUCAAAUACGAAUGAGCUGCUGGCAGCAUCAUCAACAUCAUCAACUGUUUGUGUUCAACAACAACAACAACAAUCAAAACUUGGAUCAAGUCGACUCGUACAUCGAAACGCAGGCAGAAGGAAAAUGAGUUGGGAAGAACAAUCAGUACCUCCAUUAGCUAUAUAUUAG